UUAUUUUGUGUCUUAAGCAUGGGAUAGAGUGCAACCUCAACUUUUGUUUUUUAUACCUAUAGCUUGAUUUAAAUAUUUAAAUUAUUGUUCGAAUGAUUGCACAUGUAUUAAAGUUGAAAAUUAUGGGAUUUUUGCGAGAAACUGCUGUGUCAAAUUUAGAUCAUGCAAUUGCAGGAGCUGCCAGUGGAUUUAUAACAAGAUUUUUAUGUCAGCCUUUAGAUGUUAUAAAAAUUAGAUUUCAAUUACAAGUUGAACCAAUUUCAAAGGCUCAUAUUAGCAAAUAUAAUUCUGUACCACAAGCUUUUUUACUAAUAUUUAAAGAGGAAGGAAUUUCUGCUUUGUGGAAGGGCCAUAUACCUGCACAAUUGUUGUCAGUUACCUAUGGGAUGGCUCAGUUUUAUUCUUAUAAUGUGUUUAUGCAAAUGAUGCAAAGUGUACCAAGAAUUGAGAAAUGGAACCAUUCAAUGCAUUUUAUCGCUGGUGCUGGUGCUGGAAGCAUUGCAACAAUAGUUUCAUUUCCUUUUGAUACUAUAAGGACUAGAUUAGUAGCCCAAUCAAAUAAUCAUCAAGUAUACAAAGGAGUGCUACAUUCUUGUAGUAACAUAUUUAUUUGCUUUUUUAGUACGAUUCUUCGACAAGAAUCGCCGAAGGUCUUCUUUUCUGGUCUAUUACCAACUUUAUUGCAAAUUGCUCCACACACUGGCUUGCAAUUUGCAUUCUAUGAAUUUUUCACAAAUUUCUAUAAAAAAUACACUUCUGAUACCAAUACUAAUUUCAAUAAUUCCAUGUUAUCUGGUAGCAUUGCUGGAUUUAUUGCGAAAACGAUCGUUUAUCCGUUUGAUCUUGCUAGAAAGAGGUUGCAGAUACAAGGUUUUCAACAUGGUCGUAAAGGAUUUGGUAAGUUCUUUCAGUGUAACGGAUUAUUGGAUUGCUUGAGAGUGACUGUAAAAGAAGAAAGGAUACAAGGUCUCUUCAAAGGUCUAGUACCGAGUCAGAUAAAAGCUGCCGCAACUUCAGCUUUGCAUUUUACCAUGUAUGAACAAGUUUUGCUAGUCUUAAGAAUAUUGUAAUAUAACAGCAAGUUUAAAUUAGAAGAACUUAUUUUAACUUAUUU
This is a messenger RNA of Camponotus floridanus (Florida carpenter ant), 1114 nucleotides long. Its product is annotated as mitochondrial thiamine pyrophosphate carrier. Gene Ontology annotation, biological process: thiamine pyrophosphate transmembrane transport. NCBI's taxonomy places the organism in Eukaryota, Metazoa, Arthropoda, Insecta, Hymenoptera, Formicidae. The record is from RefSeq and is a predicted model, not a curated record. Gene Ontology annotation, cellular component: mitochondrial inner membrane. The transcript is spliced from 4 exons. The coding region runs from base 93 to 1070 and encodes 325 amino acids. Gene Ontology annotation, molecular function: thiamine transmembrane transporter activity.